AUGCCUUUGAUUAACAGGCCUCGGGUUGUGAUCGAUGGAGUUAGAAGAACACGAACCUAUCGUUUCUUCUGGUGUAGUCACUGUGAUCGAACAGUUAGGAUUGCAUCAGCUUCUCCCAACCCCCUACACAAUUUCUUAUGCCCACUUUGCUAUAACCUUGUAUGCCAGGAAAUCGACGUUUCAAGGAAUUCUAAUCUAUCAUCAUUUAGAGCAGGAUCCUCUGCCACUUCUGCAUCAGCUGCUCAAUUAUUAGACACAAUGGCUCAGAUCAUUAAUCUGUCUUCUCCUCGUCGUCUGACUCUGAGGCCACAAUUCACCACCCACAUAUCCUCUUCGCGACCAUUACCAAGGCCUGUAUCACCACAAGAAAAUGCACUGUCAUGGAUAGCAGAACAAGAGCCGCCUGAUCAGAUGCCUCAGAAUCAAACUGCAGAGAACAAUACUACUUCGUGUAUGACAGACGUCAGAGCAACAGCUGAUGCAUUGUGCAGUGACUCAGAAUGUCCAAUUUGCAAAGAAGACUUUGUUAUGAACCAAGAAAUAAGAAAAUUGGCCUGCAACCAUUUCUACCAUUCCGAUUGUAUUAUGUCUUGGCUUCAAAUUAACAAUACGUGUCCUGUAUGUCGUUACCAGCUCCCAUUACAGCAAGGUUCGAGUAAUAAAAAUAACAGCGUCAGAAAUAAUUUUCAAGCUGCAGAUUAUGGGCAUAAUGUUGAUGAUAGUGAUGAUGAUUAUGAUCUUCAUUUAGAGGAUAUUGUGAGCUUGAGCUGGCCAAGUUGGGCUGAGUUGAUCUCCUUGUUACGACCCUUUCGAUUUAGCUCGUUUCUUGAUUGGUCCUAG
This is a messenger RNA of Chenopodium quinoa (quinoa), 840 nucleotides long. Its product is annotated as E3 ubiquitin-protein ligase RING1-like. The record is from RefSeq and is a predicted model, not a curated record. NCBI's taxonomy places the organism in Eukaryota, Viridiplantae, Streptophyta, Magnoliopsida, Caryophyllales, Amaranthaceae. Gene Ontology annotation, cellular component: cytoplasm. Gene Ontology annotation, biological process: protein ubiquitination. Gene Ontology annotation, molecular function: ubiquitin protein ligase activity. The transcript has a single exon. The coding region runs from base 1 to 840 and encodes 279 amino acids.